Molecule: messenger RNA, 4171 nt
Organism: Anoplophora glabripennis (Asian longhorned beetle)
Lineage: Eukaryota; Metazoa; Arthropoda; Insecta; Coleoptera; Cerambycidae
Product: gem-associated protein 5
Exons: 15
Coding region: 68-4144 (1358 amino acids)
Molecular function (GO): protein binding
Source: RefSeq, a predicted model, not a curated record
GAAAAGAACGAAAUUAAUACGUAUUAAAUUAGAAAAAAAAAAUUAAAUGUAAAAAUAAAUUUGAAAAAUGAAUAAUCUAGUAAUUCCUCCUUCUGCCAAUUGGUACGAAACUUUAAUUUUAGCAUGUGCACCUGAUAAUACGUUGAUAUACGGUUCAAGAAAUGAUAUCGUAAUAAUAUACGAUUCCCCAGAUGACCAACCAUCAGACGUCAAGAUAAUACACAGGGCCCAUUCGCAAAAAAUUAUAUCCACAAACAUAAACAGAAAUUGGGGACAACCCCAUAAGCUAUUGGUGACUGUCGCAGAGGACAAUGUUGUUAAAUUAUGGGAUAUAGAGACAAGAAAAAAGAAACUUGGUCAUAAUGCACAUGUAAAUGUUGGACACGCGAAGGUGAUUGGGGCCACAUUUGCUGGCGACGACAGAGUCAUAAGUGCUUCCGAAGAUGGAAUAAUUAUCGUUUGGAAUAUAACCCAGAACCAAACUAACGUUUUGAAAGAAGUUUUCGGAUCGAAAGUGACUAUUACCUGCAUAUCAACAUGCCCACACGCAAUCUGGCUAACGGCAUUUGGACUAAAAAAUGGUUUAGUCAUCGUAACUGACCUACGAAAACAAGGAAAGGUUCUUUAUAAACUCAGAGGGCACGAUAAAUCCGUGUUGUGUCUGUCGUGGUGUCCCGCACCCGUUAAUAUAUUCCCGAAGGACCCCCGUAAUUACGUAGGUUUAAAAAAUCCAAGUGGAAGUGUCAUCGAACGAAGUCGCGAAAAGAAAGAUGCGGGUUCGGAAGGCGAAACGGAUAAAAUUUUAGAAAUAAAAUCUAAAGUGGUUAUCGAAGAAAGUCCUGAAAAAAAAGAUAUGGCUUCUCCUGAAGGCAAGGCGGAUCAAAUUUUGGAAGCCAGUCCUAAAGAAUCAGUGGAGCAAGUAAGUGAAAACGUCAAAUCCGAUAAGGUUAAUAAAAGGAACAUUUGGUCCAAUUUGAAGCAUGCCGAUGACGAUGAACUUGGAGUUUCGAGUCAAGAGAACAAUCAUCCUCUACUUAGAGACGUCUCGAAUGUUGACGAUUUUCUGAAAGAAUGUCAAAAUUUAAGGAACGUAAUUAUAGGACGUGCUGUGCCUGAAGCGACUGAUGAAAAAUGCGACGGGGAGAAGGAAAGGGUAAUUAUCAAAGCGAAGAGAAAGCAAGAUAAAACCAGGGAAACUCGACAGAACUUAGAAGAUCAAGCAGGAUCUUCCACAAAUACCAAGAAUGAAACUGACGAAAUUAACGAUGUUUUGGAAACAUUUGAGAAAGAAUUGGACAAGUUAGGGAGUAAAAGCGAAGCUGAUGACUUACCGACCGAUGAAGGUGCCGAAGAAGUGAAGCCACAAUCGUCUUCAGACGAAACUAACGUAGAAGAAUCAAAAGAUAGUAUUAAAGGCACUGAAAGUGCAGAAUCUCCUGGAGUUGACUCUGAUAAAGUCGGCCUAGAAGCAGUUGAAGGAAAGAUAAAUGAUGAAAAAAUUGAUAUAGCACAGGAUAACGUGACGUGCGGCGAAGCCAAAAGAGAAAUACCUGUAAACGUACCUGUAGAAGAAGAACCGCGAAGGGAGUUCCUGCUUGCUUCGUCUGGGAAGGAAGGAAACAUAUACAUUUGGAGGGCAGGCACCGACGGCAGAAUGCAGACAUUCCUGAACGUCCCGCACAAAACAGGUCAUCGUAAGUCCGGCAAAUCCAGCUCCGACAAACUGUGGAUCGUUUUGUGCUGGAUCAGCCCCACGGUACUUCUCUCUUCCUCCAAAUCCGCCGAGCUUAUGAAGUGGACGUUACCAAAACCGAAAGACAAAAAGAAGCAGUUUAGCGUCCUCCACUGCGACCACAACUCUAUGCUGUUCAGCAUUGCUGCCCCGAUUGUGUUUUUAAACGAGCACAAUUGGCUGGAUGAAAGAAAAAUGAAUGUGUGGACUGUCGGGCACGAUCGGCUGUUGCUCAACACUGACUUAACGAGCGAAAGGAAGAACUUGGCGUGCUAUCCUACCUUGGGGAACGCUGAGUGCCUCGCUUUGUCUCCGGUCGAUCCAAACAGAUUAGCGAUCGGUACGGCAGAGGGUGUAAUAAAAAUCUGGGACCUGAGUCGUCCUAACGUAAAGAACAUCGUAAUGACGAGUUUCUUUCAGAAAAUACAGAGCAAGGUCGUUACGCUGGCUUGGCACCCGACUAACGAGUUGAUUUUAGCAUACGGAACGUCCGAGGGAAGGAUAGGCUUCUUGGAUACGAGUAACAAAUCGAAAACGCCCACGGUCCCGCCGAAUUAUUUUAAAUCGCGGAUACACAAGCUAGAAUGGGGCCCUAUAAAUGGCAAUAAAGAGGAUUUAGGGUUGUUUGCGGUAGCGGAGGGGAAACUUGUUAUAUACAGUGUGAAAAAGUCAGAAAAAGGUCCUACGGAAGUGGACGUUCCAGACGACACCUUCAUGUACACCUUUGCCUGGAAACCCGAUUACACGAUGCUUGUCGUCGGCACGAAUUCAGGCACGGUCGUUUUGUAUUCGCCUGACUUAAAGAUACUGUCGACUCAUUACUUCCAACACAGACUGAACGACAUUUAUUGGCAUCCGGACGCAGCGCAAAGCGACCCAAACGCCUCGGAGCGUUGUUACAGGUUCGCGGCGAUUUCCAACUCGAAAGACGUAAUCGUUUGCAACUUUCAACGGGAUAUAGCGGACGGGGAGAAAAUCGUGCUGAAAUACGAACAAUCUGAUGAAAUAAUUAACUUCGUUUCUUGGAGUCCUUAUGCGUCGGAUGAAUUGGUCAUCGCUGGCGACGACGGGACGGCUCAGGUGUGGAACGUAGAGGGUAAUACCGUUACUUCAACUUACACGAGUCCGAAUUUCGAAGGGAUUUUGUCUUCGAUUUGGAGUCCGAUCGACUCCGAUUAUAUUAUAUCUGCUGUGAAAGACCACACGAUUAGAGUCUGGAGGAUUUCGGACCAUCCCCGACAAGAAGAUAAAGAAAUUAAAGAGUUAAGGAAGAAAAUCAUCAAGGAGAUUACGAAGGAGCAGAUGGACCUGUUACCGAAAGCAGAAAAACCGCAGGAAGAGCCCACUCCGAAGAAUAAAGCGACGAAAAACAACCUCCUGCCGAACUUCUUCUACCCGAAAGACACCCCACAAGUCAUAGACGACCUUAAAAAACUGUUCUUGUGGAAGGAAGGCUCGCACAAUGUAGAAGCGGGAGGCGGCGAUAAUAAUUGCAAUAUUUUGAAGGUGUUCGGGUCGAAGAGCGACAUGUUGGACGUAAUUGAGCGAAACGACACCGCUCAUCGAGAAAAAGGAAAAUUUAGUUUGAGCAAUACCCUGUCGCUCUUCAAGGGCGAUAUCGGCAGUAAAAUUAAAAAGGCGGUCGACGAGAAGAGGGUUAAUCCUUGGAUGAUCACGAUGGCGCCCAUGGUAUCGCCCAAACUUUGGCAGUCGGCUUGUGAAGUGUACGCCCACCAACUAUCAGAAACGGCCGACUCGGAUCCAGUGGAAAUAGCGACCUACUACCUAGCCUGUCACAAGGUGGAAGAGGCCAUCGACGCGUUAUGUGAGGGCGCGAUGUACCGCGAGGCCCUAGUCCUAGCUAAGUGCCGUUUACCGGAAGACGACUCCACCAUAACGAACGUCAUGAACAGGUGGGCGAAGUAUUCCGUCAUCGUCGGAAAUUUCGAAGCGGCAGCGCAGUGUUACAUUUGUUUGAAAAAAUACGAGGACGCGGCUUCGGUGCUGUUUAGGAGAUCCGACGUGAAGACUUUGAAAUUCGCCACGGAACUGGCGGAGAAAUCGGGAAAUGAGGAGUUGCACAAAGCCGUCCUCUUCAGGUACAACGCGUAUAGGGAGGAGAACGGCACGGAGGAGAAGGAAUUGCCGAGUAAACUCGACGCUGUUUUGAAAAGUCAUCUAGAAAACGGUGGCGAAGAUAAGAAGGCGGUUGUAGAAGAAACGGUGGAUUCGCAUGAUGUCGAUGGUGGUGUCGUAGAAAUUCAAAGUGGAGAAAAGGCUUGUCUUGAGGACGAUAAAAUAGAGGGACGUGUGGACGAGGAAAAAGUUUUAAAUAAGGGAGAAAAUGGAGGAGACGUGGAGGCGACAGAUAAUCCCACGGGAGAAAUAGUGCCGACGGAUAACGUUCAGUAACAUGUAUGGCUGGAAUUUAUGAUAUAA